Molecule: messenger RNA, 573 nt
Organism: Lacerta agilis (Sand lizard)
Lineage: Eukaryota; Metazoa; Chordata; Lepidosauria; Squamata; Lacertidae
Product: transcription initiation factor TFIID subunit 13-like
Exons: 1
Coding region: 21-488 (155 amino acids)
Biological process (GO): transcription by RNA polymerase II
Cellular component (GO): transcription factor TFIID complex
Molecular function (GO): protein heterodimerization activity
Source: RefSeq, a predicted model, not a curated record
GGAAGGUGGCUGAUGCCGUCAUGGCGGACGAAGAAGAGGACCCUCCUUUUGAAGAAGAUACUGAGGAGGCUGGAGGAGGCCCAGAUGGUGGACAGGGGGGAAGGAAGAGGCUGUUCUCCAAGGAAUUAAGAUGUAUGAUGUAUGGGUUUGGAGAUGACCAGAAUCCUUACACAAAGUCAGUGAAUAUUCUUGAAGACUUAGUUAUAGAAUUCAUCACAGAAAUGACCCACAAAGCAAUGUCAAUUGGAUGGCAAAGUCGAGUACAGGUUGAAGAUAUUGUCUUCCUGAUCCGUAAAGACCCACAGAAGUUUGCUCGUGUGAAAGACUUGUUAACAAUGAAUGAAGAACCGAAACGGGCCAGAAAGGCAUUUGAUGAAGCAACUGUUGAUCUUAAGGCCUCAUGUGAUGCAAAUGGGUGGUAUGUGCAGAAUGCUGAGGGAGAAUGGGCCAUAACAGGUGCUAACAUGUUUGGAUAUUGCCUCUACUAGAAGACAAACCAACACUUUGCUUUGCCAAGUGUAAGAAUUGUUUUGUAAAUGUUAAUUCACAGGGGGUAACUUUGUUAACUGGAAC